Hypoxylon fragiforme is the source of this 2629-nucleotide messenger RNA. Its product is annotated as phenylalanine ammonia-lyase. The transcript is spliced from 4 exons. Gene Ontology annotation, molecular function: ammonia-lyase activity. Gene Ontology annotation, cellular component: cytoplasm. Lineage: Eukaryota; Fungi; Ascomycota; Sordariomycetes; Xylariales; Hypoxylaceae. Gene Ontology annotation, biological process: L-phenylalanine catabolic process. Bases 235 to 2355 code for a protein of 706 amino acids. The record is from RefSeq and is a predicted model, not a curated record.
AAAGCAAUAGCUGAUUUCUAGUAUUAAUCGAGCUUGGUUUGGUGUAGUUGGUUCUUUGUCACAUGCAGCUUCUUUGCACUCUUUUUGUCGGAAUCCCCUUUUUUUUGUCGGUCAACAUAUAUUUAAAGCUCAGCAUAGCCACACUAUACAGCGUGUCUAACUCUUCAGAGCAUCGACAAUCUGCACUAUCUGCAUUUAUCUACUCCAUCACUUGAGCCUCAUAUCCUAUCAACAAUGGCCGUCGAACGCUGUCACGUCGCAAAGGUCUGCGAGUCGUGGGACCUCUUGCAGAAACGCAUCAAGGCCGGCACUUAUGAGAUAAACGGACAGGACCUACACAUCUCAGAUGUAGUAGCCACCGCUCUCCAUGGAUCCAUACCCAAGAUCACUAGUGAUCAGAAGGUUAUCAAAGCCAUCGAAGACAGCGUAGAUGUCUUACAACACUACCUUACGAUGGGGUGGUAUGUCUAUGGUGUCAACACAGGAUUCGGGGGAAGUGCAGACACGCGCACCGACCAAGUCGUGCCUUUGCAAUCGUCUUUGAUGCAACUGACCCAAUCCGGUAUCCUCUCACGCUCUAAGGAUGAUUCCAAGCCCGAAAACUCCAUGCCCUCGUCAUGGGUUAGGGGAGCUAUCGUAGUUAGGUGCAACAGCAACCUACGAGGGCAUUCCGCAGUUUCGCUACCUGUUCUCAAGGCCAUAACAGACUUGCUUAAGCAUAACUUGCACCCCGUGGUACCCCUACGCGGCUCCGUCUCUAGCUCUGGCGAUCUCAUGCCGCUUUCCUACAUCGCUGGCAGCAUCGAAGGAAACCCCGACAUUCUCAUUGAACGAGAUGGGAAAGUCCUUCCAGCACCCCAGGCACUAGCUGAAGCUGGCCUGAAGCCUAUCAAGCUCGGUCCGAAGGAAGGUCUAGGUUUGGUUAAUGGAACAUCUUCGUCGGCAGCACUCGGUGCAAUCGUCAUGACUAGCGCCCACCGACUCGCAUUACUCACCCAAGCUCUCACCGGGUUGGCUGUAGAGGGACUAAACGGGAGCAGAGAGAGCUUCAACCCAUUCAUCGCUAAGAUUCGGCCUCACCCAGGCCAGCUUGAGGUUGCCCGCAACAUCUACUACUUCAUGAGCGAUUCUGGCCUUGCGCGUGAUGUGAAAGAGGCAAAGAACCGUAACUCCGAGGAUCUCGUCCAGGAUCGUUACUCGGUUCGAAGCGCCCCGCAAUGGAUCGGUCCCCAGUUGGAGGAUCUACUACUUGCGGACCAGCAGAUUAGCAUAGAACUCAACUCUACCUGUGAUAACCCCCUCGUCGAAGUGGAAACGACUGACAUCCACUAUGGCGCGAACUUCCAGGCGGCGUGCGUCACCUCGGCCAUGGAGAAAGUGCGGCUGUCGCUGCAGAUGUUCGGAAGGAUGCUCUUCUCGCAGUUGACCGAGAUGGUCGACCCGACCCUCAGUGGAGGAUUGCCAGCCAACCUCGCCGCGGACAACCCCAGCUUGUCCUUUACCAUGAAGGGAGUCGAGAUCAACAUGGCUUCUUAUAUGGCCGAAUUAGCUUACUAUGCCAGCCCCAUGAGCCCAUUCGUCCAGGCUGCCGAGAUGCACAACCAGUCUGUCAACUCGAUGGCGUUGGCGUCGGCGCGUAUGAGUCAGCACGCAACCGAUAUUCUAACCUUGAUGGCCGCAGCUCACAUGUACGCCGGGUGCCAGGCCGUGGAUCUUCGAGCACUUCACAUGACCUUUGUACAGAAGGCCAAGGAGACGAUUGCGUCUAUCACUGCCAAAUCGUUUGCUGACAGCCUGGCAUCCGAUGAGUUGGAAGGUCUCCAGAAGGCUCUAGCAUCUCACGUAUUCCCCUCAUGGUCAUCAUCAAACAAGAAGGAUCUCCCAGAGCGUUGCGAGUCUCUCGCGAGCUCGGCUAUACCUAUCGUCAUCAACUAUAGCAAGGGCAAGAUCGCGGAUGUGAUUCAGUGGAAAGAGGAGACUUCCAAGGAAUUGUAUGCCGUGUGGAACAAGACGUUUGACGCCUUCCGUGCCGAGCCGCAUACCCCUAAGGUUCUAGGCAAGGGUGCGAAAGUUUUGUAUGAAUACGUUCGUCAUGAACUUGGCGUGCCGUUCCACCAGGGCUACGUCGAGCACCCCACCAUCAAGGCUGACAAGCUGAAUGGUCGGGACAAGAAGACUGUUGGUAGCUGGAUAUCCAUCAUCCACGACGCGAUCAAGGAAGGCUCUUUGUACGGGCCACUCAUCGCCCUGGCUGCGGAAGGGUUGGUGAGCGAGACCAAGACGAACGGCCACACGAAUGGCCAUACAAACGGAAAUGGAUACACAAACGGGAACGGAGUCAACGGGAAGAUCUGAUGCAAGAUUAAGGCAAACAACUAGUUAUUCGAACGCGGCAGAAAUGUCGCACACGAUGGCCUCCAACCAACCCCCCCUUUUUAAAAGCAAAAAUGGAGUGUGAUUAUCUUGGUUCUUUGGGUGUACUAAACGUCUACACAUCUUCCUUUAUUUUCAGGUAUCUUGUCAGUUAUGCGGAAUACAUAACCACGCUGCCAUGGUAGCGUAUCUUUUACAUUCCUAGAAAAAAAGCAAAUCCGUCAUUUUUUUUUGGAUCUAUAGAUAUUUCUUAUUA